CACGUUUCUCGGGAGCAAACCCAGGCGGGUGUAGCUGUCCUACAGGCUCCAUCAGCAGGCGUCUUCGGACAGUCUGUCCCGGUGGUGGUUUGAACUUAGGUGGUGAGAGAGAGCGAACACGGCCGUUUUGGAGGAGGACUGAUUAAUCCCGUUUUGGUCUCAUUUUUUGGUGCCUAUUUAAAGCCCGUUCAACUUAAAUACCCGUGCUGCGUGUCUCUUCACUGCAGAUCAUCAUUUGUAUUAGCGGCUGCGUGUUUGAACGAGUUUCUGUAGCCUAUACUGUGGACAUCGAGGAGGAAGGAGGAAAAACAUGUCAGUGAGGCAACAGCUGGAGUGGAAAACACACGACGGAUCUCAGUCAACGUCCAGCCUCUCUUCAUAGCUGACGUAUGGGCUUUAUUCUUCCGUCCAUUCAGUCAUCAGCAGGAAACCGAACAAGACAGAAUGAAUCCACUGUGACGCCUCAUAUUUUGGCGCUAAGGAGAUCCUUCACCGGUCAAAAAAUCCAGCGAUGGAGUCCCCCCACGCAGACCCUGGCUGUUAAUGGUUAACAGAUUUAUAAGGGGGCUGUUUUGGGAAAGCAGCAGCAGAAGUUGAGAAGGGAAGAGGAAAGGAAAGAAGGAAAGAAGGAAGGAAGGAAGGAAGGAAGGCGAAGAAAGGAGAGAUAGAGGGGAAACGCAGCAAAGAAGAAGAGGAGGGAGAAAGUCUCCGGUUAGUGGUGGAAGAGGCGGCUCUAACGCAGCUCGCCCUGCCUAACCCCGGGACUAAUCAACGGAAGGAGGGACGGAGAAGCACAAUGUGGCAUAGCCGUCACCCUCCGCUCUGACUGAGUGAGGCCCGUGUCGGGUAGUCUGUGACAACCGGUGGUCGUUAAAUCUCCGGUUUAUGUGUGUGUGUGUGUGUGUGUGUGCGCGCGCGCGAUGUGUAUGAGGGUGGUGGUGAAAACCGGUUUUUGAUGUGCGAGAAAGUGACGUGCAGCCCUCCCACCUUCCCGCCCUUUGCCACGAGCCUCUUCAACUCAAGGUACAAGGCAGCCAAGUAGUCCUACUUCAUUUAUUUGCUCCAUGCUUAUAAAAGUCGCCACCUUUACCCAUAUGUUCUUCCUAUUUGUAAUCAUUUUUUGAGUGCCUGUCUGUUGAGCCCCUCACCCAGACUCUUCCAAGUCUCGCGGGAUAUAGGCCCUAAAAGGAAAUAAAAAGGGUGAAUCUAAAAGAGAGGAGGAGAAAAGCUCAAGACAAAAAGGAGCCGCCUAUAUGAAGAUGCUGAUGUGUGACCGCGGCGUCCAGAUGCUCGUGACGACGGUGGGCGCGUUCGCCGCCUUCAGCCUCAUGACCAUCGCCGUCGGUACCGACUACUGGCUGUACUCGCGCGGGGUCUGCCGCGUGAAGAGCAGCGGCGACAACGACACGAGCCGCAAGAACGAGGAGGUGAUGACGCACUCCGGCCUCUGGCGAACCUGCUGUCUGGAAGGAACGUUCAGAGGUGUGUGUAAGAAGAUUGAUCACUUCCCAGAGGACGCUGACUAUGAAGCAGAUGCUGCUGAAUACCUUCUCCGUGCUGUGCGUGCCUCCAGUAUCUUCCCCAUCAUGAGUGUGGGUCUGCUGUUCCUGGGGGGGCUUUGUGUGGCCGCCAGUGAGUUUUACCGGAGUCGACACAACGUCAUCCUCAGUGCAGGAAUCUUCUUCGUCUCUGCAGGGCUCAGCAACAUCAUAGGAAUUAUUGUCUAUAUCUCAGCCAACUCGGGAGACCCGGGCCAGAGCGACAGCAAAAAGUCCUACUCCUACGGCUGGUCCUUCUACUUUGGCGCCCUCUCCUUCAUCAUGGCGGAAAUGGUGGGCGUGCUGGCCGUGCACAUGUUCAUCGAGAAGCACCGCAAGCUACGGGCCAAGUCCCGCACCGAGCUCAUCAAAAAGUCCGCCUUCAGCCGUAUCCCCUCCUAUCGCUACCGCUUCCGGCGUCGCUCCAGCGUGCGCUCUUCCGAGGCCCCCAGCCGUGACGCCUCACCACUGGGGAAGGGCGGCUACACAGGGCCUGCCGCCUCCGAGAUGCCCAUGUACACGCUUAACCCACGCGAGGCAGGCAACGCCGGCACCAAGCCUGGCAGUGGAAUGGGUGGGCUGCUCAACUCAGAGAGGGAUUUCCUCCAGAGCAGCACACUCACUAAAGACUACAGCAAGGACCCCAACCGCAGGACCACGCCCGUCUGAGAGGUGCCGGAUGCAGAUAUCGCCCAAUCAGAGUAUCAAUGAGAAGGAAGAUGAGAAAUACAGGGGGAGUGCGAGCAGCAGCAGGGGACACACAGGGUUACGGGGUGGGAAAGGGGUUUGAUAAACUUUGACUGUGAACUGUGAACUUUUAGCCUUUGAACUGUGAAUCCUGAGCCCUGUGAGAGUUUCAGUGUGUGUAGCAGGGUCAGUUUUGAUGGAGAAGUUGUUCCCAACUCCACUUUACCACAUAUCACUGUAGUGAUCCUUACAUAUGAAGGCACAUUCAAUUUAUGUUCAUGAGACUUAUAUUCAUAAAUUGACUUUCUGGCUUUUUUGAGGGGGAAACUGGAUUGACCGGAGUUUAAAAGCAUAUCGUAAGUGGUUUGCUGUUUGGGGCAACUUCUCCUAAAAAAUGAGAAUAAUGGAGAAGGGGAAAGAGGUGAGAGACUCUGCGUGAUCUUUGACCUUUUGACCUCCGUCCUCCUGACCUUUUGGAUAGCAGCAGAGUUGGAUUAGUACAGGGAACAGCCGUAGAGCUGUGAGCUGUGUCUGAUUAUGAUACUAUUUAAACUACUAUUUAAGAGUUAACACCUCAGGAUAGGGACUGAUUCAUUUUCAGUUCAGCCGGAUUUGAAAUAUAAACUGGAGAUGCAGUUUGUCCACUUUCAUGGCAUCACAUUUGUAGCACUAGUUAUUUCUUUCUUACAUAUUGUAUAUAUCCUCCUUUCAAAUUGAUUAAUUGAUUUAACCAUCAUUACUGACUGAACUGAAACUGAAUUGAGCUCAUUCCUGGUAAAGUUUGCCCCCACCUCUCUGAUCCCUGGUCAGUUGUUAAACCUGCAUAGUGGUUUUUGAUGAAGGGAAAGGGUUACACUGACUACAGAUGAGCUGUUCGGAGGGAAAAGGUGUGACUCAACAAAACUGAUGAAUCUCUUUUAGACGGUAACGUUAGAUCAUUGGUGCUUCCUUUGACCCGUUUUCUGCCACAGUCGUCUCUUGAUUUAUUUUUUCACCUAAAACCUAAAGAGAUGAUCAAAUAUUUGUCCGUCUGUCCGCCUUCACUCAUCACCUUUCACAUCCCACAUUUUUCUGUGUAGCCCCAUAAGUCACCUCACUGCCACCCUCCGCGCACCUUGCACCCUCUCUUUCUCUUUUAGGUCCUGUCUUCCGUUGGUGUCACUCGUAGACUAGUUAGGUUUUCCGGAGGUUGUUGGUUCAGGGUGCUGUGAAGAGAAGACCGCUGAGCUGUGAAUAUGCUUUAAGGCAGAGCCAAAAAGACAUUAAACAAACAGAUGGACUUUUUUUUUGUUUGCCCACUACCUCUCGGUGAAUAUCUUUUCAGAUGAAUUUAAUAUAAAGUUGUCUUUUCUUGCCAGAACAAUCGUCAAAAUUUUGGCUGCAGAAAAUGCUCACUUCAGUCUAAAGUACACAUCUUUCUUCUCUAGCGGAGGAUGUGUUGAAAAUGAAUUGGAAGAUAAAUAGAUUGAAUUGGAGGAAAUACCAUCCAUUAUUCAGAGGAUUUGUUCUCCAUCCAUUCAGCUGUCACUCACAGCCUCUCCUCCUCUUAACCAUGUGCACAUACUGUAUACAUCUGCGCAAAUACACACACAAGCCUAUACACGUUUUAGCAUUUUAGCAUACAUUGGAGAAAUGUGAGCUUCGAUUUGGUCGAGGUUAUAUCUAUUGGCACCAUUUUGUAUUAACAGCCAGGUGUUGGCUGAGCAUUUAAGUUCUUACCGCUACACAUGAACAUGAGAUGUGCAUGAUUUAUUGUGGUUAGACUCUUCUACCUCAGUAAAGAAAGGCGGAAAACGAGGAUGGCGGAUGGCGAGGAGGCGGAAAACGAGCAAAUGAGGCUGGAUCAGUGUCAUUGUUAGACUUCAAUAGCUUGCUCUCUUUAGAAAGAUGUGGAGUGUUAAUAAAUGGCGUUCAGGUGACGUUUCUGAGGUCUUAGGCGCCAUUGGCUGUUGGAUAACACACAAAAAAUAUAAUAAUGCAGUCUAAAUGAAUAGACAGGUUAAAUACUGUAUCUGUUUUUGACUGGGAAUGGAUCACUUCCCCAUUGAAACAUACUGCAACCUAAAUACACAUUAUCAGACAUUAUUUUUGCUUUUUGUGUCUGGUUAUACCACGUGCAUGUAGCUAUUAUUUGCUGAUAUUUAUUAUUAGUUCUCCACUGGAUCUCCCCGCAAUUGGUGAUCUAUCGCUACCUCUGUCCAAUGUAAAUGUUGGCAAGGAGUUAAGCUUUUGCAACACUUUAUUGUGUUAGCUGUGUCAUCUGAGUUCAGGGGAUCGCAUUAAGCCAUUUAUCACUUCAGUGGACAACACCUGAUCGCCCACACACACAUGCAAACACACAUAUAGAAGGGGAGGGGUUGUGACAGAGUGAGAAGGAGGCAGAAUAGCCAUAAAACCAAGAGGAAGGGAAAGCUGUAGAGAGAGAGCAUGAGAAGCUAGUCUAAAUAUUAACAGCAUUUUUCUUAAACUGUGACUGAAAAGUGAGCUUGAAACUUAAGGGGGGGGGUGCUUUUUUGUUUCCUUGUUUAGCCACCAUUGCACUGUUUUGUAUAAACUAAACAUGAGACAACACCAAGCUGAUGCCAUUACACCACUACUUUGAGAGAUAUUUCCCUGAUAAUAAAAUAUGUUUUAAACCUCAGUCAUACUGUUUAAUUUAUGACGCUGCUGUUUUAUCCACUGUCUUUUACGCCAUAAAAGGAGCUUAAAGGGACAAACGUGCAUCACCACAGACUUGCUCUUGCUGUCGUCCACAUGUAAAUAUUAAUUUUGCAAGCUAACUACAACAUCAGCAGUUGUCACGGGCUGUGAAACAGAAAAAAAUGCUUUUCUCGAAGCAAGGGCUCUUAAUUUUUAAAGGACAGGAGCACACAAGGGCUUUUUAUGCUCAGCGCUGCAGCGACGUCGUUGUGAGUGUUAUAUUGGAGUGUGGGAAGGAAAGGCAAAGUACAUUUGCUCAGAAACAACUGUUUUUAAACUAGCUGAAUAGCUAACUAACGAUAUAACACGCUCUUGCAAAAGAGAAGUAGAGGUAGAGAAAAUGCAAAGACUGUACUCUUCUUCUCGUGUUAGCUACAGGUUAGCCUUUAGCUACUCUUUUUCGCUAACUUUAGUUUAGAUGGGUAACUUUCUUUUGCCUUAAGCCGAGGUAGGACAACAAUUUUAAUUAAGAAUUAUUUGAGCUAAAGGAUCAAACAUAUAUUAGAGAAAUAUUGUUAAUCAUACUUGGUGCCAAAUAUUACUCAAAAUGUUUCCUGUAUAUCAUGGCCUCCAGGUUAGCUUAGAUCAGGACUGCUCUAAGUACUCUUUUUUGCAUAGGAUUUCCUGCAGUAUACUGACUCAGCAGUAGUAACCAUGUAGCUCAGCACAUCAGAGGCCCCUUGGACACUGAGGGUCUGUUAGGGGUCAGAGUUCAGAACCCGCAUCCAUGAGCCAUGUCAACAUUGCCCUUUCAAACCAUGCAUGCCAUAUCCAUCCGCUUCCAGUGCUUACAUUUGCUAUCAAGUCUCAAAUGGCACCCUAAUCUCUAUACUGCGUACGGAUACUGAACUGCUACAUUUAAGACGCCUUACAAGGGUGUGUGGCCCUGAAAGCCUGUGCUGUGUUUAAUGAUGUUUACUCCAAUAGAGCACAGGGUGCUUUUUGAGACUAGACCUCUGUCUAACUCUUCUUACCACCAUACAGCUUUGAUACUCUGAUAUCAACAACAAAUAAUUGUAUUACUAGUAAAAAUAUUAUUCUACUCUAAAGGUGCCACUGUGCAGAGGAUGACAAACUCUGUCACAUAUUAUAGUUAUUAAUAUAUUCACUGGGGGUGAUGGGGGUAUUGAUCGAAGGGAGCAGAGUUGGGAAGAAAGGGUCAUAGUCUUUGUAAUAUUAUAUUCUAGUUUCAUUUUCUACUUUGAUGUGGUUUGUGAGUUUGUGUUGUUUUGAUCACAUUUGAAGCCUCUUGACAGGAGGAGAGGAAGCGACAGUGGAGCGCUCGGACAAACUCUUGUGGACAUUAACCUCACCUCACUGGUGCAAGAGGUCACUUUACAGUUCGUCAGCGGGACACUCACCACUGAAAGUGCAAUACACACACACACACACACACACACACACACACACACACACACACACAUUCAGAGUUAGCUUAAUAUACUUUUGAGGAUUUAUUGACCCAAUGCACAACAGGCAAAAGUUCUGUCUCCUAAUUACAGGGGUUGAAUGCGGAAAAUAAUACAAUCCAAUACAGCAGUCUAUAAAAAAUGUUUUAUGAAGCUGGAAAGUAUCAGUUGUGUCUGUUAAGACUGACAGGGGGCAAAAUAAUAGGAACAGUUUACAAUGUACGGCACUAUAUUACAAUUCAACCACAGCCUCAAAAAUACCGUAGAUUUGAACCACAGCCUCCCUCACAGCGCCACCAAAAAAAUUUACAUUAUAGACUUCACAGAGGAAAUGUUGUUUAACUGCCAUUAUGGAUUCUAUUACAAUGUACAGGGGUUGCUUUUGCUGUGUAUUCCUGUGUAUUCUCUAACACUUUUCUCUAAGUCAUCGUUUUUAACUACCAGGAUAUCUUGAUCACCUCAAUUAAAUAAUAAAGUAUAACGGGUAAUUAGAAAAGUAUCUAAAAUAAUGCACCUUAACAGGGACACUGUUACAUCUGGCCUCCUUCCUUUUCCCUGUGGCUCCAGGAACAAGUCCUCUGUCCUGGUCGUCUGUGGGCACAUUGAAAUUAAAGCUAGGAGGAACACAUUAAGGCGAUUUGAAAAAAUGCCUUUUUUCACUGAUCCAUAUUGUGAUGAACUAAUAUCACAGAACAGAUUUCUCUUAAAAUAAAAACUAGAAUAAUUUUGAAAAUUAAGAUAUUGAUCUGAUCAAAUCCUUACUAUAAAAAAAGAGUGACAAGUGCCCUUAUUUUAGAUUUUAGGUUUUUUUUAGCAAACGUGUGGGAAAUAGGUCCUCAUAAGUAUAGAUAUCCAAGAACACAACACAUACACAACACUCAUUAAUGGUCACAAACAUAUACACAAAAAUGCACAGACUCCUACACACACUCACACGGCACACACUCACGGCUUCAGCUUUGCCCAGUGCGGUGUGGGGAUAAGUGCGUCCUGUUAAAAGAAAAAUCACUGUGUCAUGUUUGGGAAAAAUCAUUAUAAGUGUUUCUUUGGGAAAAAAACAACAAACUGUUUCUGUCGCUGAUGUGUCGCUCUUCUAUGGAACUUCAAGUAUACUGAGCCAGCUAAUCAAUCACGGAGGACCAGAGGUAUUUUUUUGAGAAAUGUGAAUUUAAUGGAACAGCUCUGAGACAAACACAUGUUAUAAGAACUCUACACUUUGCAGUCGCUACCAAAACACAGACACACACACAUACACUUACAUAUCACAUUUACAAGGUUACUGUGUGAGGAGGGCUUAGGGGUGGAGUUAUGUGCCUGCAUGUUUGUUCAUAUGUGUGUGUGUGUGUGUGUGUGUGUGCGUGUGAGUGCAGCUAGCCUCUCCUCACCCAUGCACCCAGUGCCUGCCUGUCCUGCCUUCAGACAGCUCCCAGAUCAGCCAUGGGGCUUCCAGUAUAACCUCCUCUGCAUUCCCACGACCUUUAACAGUCGCACUGGGAUCAGUUUUAGAGCUAACUGCCCCGAUCAUUCCUCAGCAGACGCAGCCAUACAAGAUGCAAAGACUGUUUUGUAGUCAGUGGUUUUCGGGUGACAAAAUUUAGUAAGGAGUUUAUGUUAAAAGGCUAAGAGGGGAGUCAUUUUUUAUUUUAAAUGUCUGACUGGACUGUUGGUCUUUUAUUUUGACACACCUGCUGUACAGAUCUGACUGUCUGUGUGGCUGAUUUAGGAUCAGCAGAGGGGGCUUAACAGGAUAGACAAUAGUCUAUUGAAUCCCUAAUGACAGCUGGUCUUGAAUCAGCACCACAUGGUGUCGCCUGCUGUCUCUCAUUCUCAAUCUUCCAAAAAUCUUCCAAAAAAUGGGGAAAUCUACUAACACUGUCUGCAAGAUUGGCUUUUAAACUAUUGUGUUGUUGAGCAUUUCUCAGUAGGAGCUUUUACCUAAUGAGAGAGGUCGUCCCACUUUUACUGUCAAUUAGAUUUAGAGUGUCUGUCGUUAUUGUGGACAGUAUACAGCAAGACUGUGGACAGUUCCCUAGACAGAAUCUAUAUUUAAAAUAGCAGCCAUGAUUUUAAGAAUUAUUCUGGCCUUGUAGCGUAUUAAGCCCUUCUUCCAGACGACCCUCUUCCUUAAUAAUUUCCUUUAGUCCUUUAGCUAGAGAGAUUUCGUACUUGUCUUGUAUUUUAGAAAUUAUUUUGACAGGAAGUACAGAGCAAUUAAAAUAUGCAUUUUACGGUUUUGCCUCAAGCCCCACAUUCACACAGUGUUGUUUACAUGCAGAACGUAUCCAAGGCUGGCAUGGUUGACUGGCCAAGGAUGAAAGGCCCAAAAUGGCAGGCUCCUUUAAAUAAAUUCCUUAUGAGCAGUAGCAACAGUCCAUGGUAAAGGAUUCACCUUCUUGAACAAAUGUUUUGGAAGUGAAAUCUUAACCAAAAACAUCAUGAGAUUCUACUGGCGACCUGUCCAGGGUGUACCCCGCCUUUCGCCCAAUGUCAGCUGGGAUUGGCUCCAGCCCCCGCAACCCUGUACGCAGGAUAAGCGGUUGACGAUGGACGGAUGGAUGGAUCAUGAGAUUCUUGUUGAGAGCCAUUUUUACUGUUAUUCAAUACAGAGUCCAUUCAAUUUUCAAACCAGUUGCUACAAUACACAUGUGAUAAACUUCUAUUGGAGUCAAACUCAUCUGAGAAAGCCAUGCCUCAAAGAGACUGAAUUGGUAGAGUCAGGCUACCAGGCAUACAGACCAGCGAAAUCAACACAUCAAUCACAACGUUGGUAUUAUUACAGAGUGCAGAGACAGUAGGGUUUUAAGCUAGCCGCAUGGCUCUAUGGCAAUGUUGGUCGGUCACUUUGGUCCAGACUGAAAUAUCUCAACACCUACUAGAUGGAUGGCCAUGCAAUUUGAUAUUCACAUCUCCCUCUGGAUGAACUGUAAUAACUUUGGUGACCCCUUAACUUUUCAUCUCAGCCUCACAAUCAGGUCAAAAUCUCAAUUUGUCCAAUACUUCAGUUUGUCACCAAAUCCCUGCAAAACGAUUGACAUUCACAUCAGCCUCAGAUGUACUUUGUGUUUAAUGCUAAUUAGCAAAUGUUAGCAUGCUAACAUGAUAAACUGCUAAACAUCAUUAUGUUAGCAUUGGCUAGACUUUUGGUCUUGUUAUUUAAAGUACAAUACAAAAUAAUCAAACCAGUUUUAAGUGGUAAAUGGUUGUUACCUGACUUUGGCCAUUUCAAACUGACCUGAGGACUGUUAGAAAAUAAAUGCAAGAACACAAACUCAGGAGAAGAGAUGGAGAAGUUAUAUACAUUUUAACGUGCAUACUGGACUUCAUGUAUUUCUUAGCUAAUUCAUGACAAAGAGAAAGCAGUCCCUUCAGAGGAACACCACAAAAAUGUGUAAAAGAUCAAAAAUAUCAGUAAAGUGAGGUUCAGUAUUUUAUUCUUAUUGUGAUUAUUAUAUGUGUAGCAACUUUUUUCAGGGGGUGUAUCUUGCAUGUGUUGUAGCAUUUUCUUUUGAGGUGAAACUAUUCAGUUGGAGGUGAGGAGUAAAUAACAACCAGCCUUUGGUGAAAGAGAAAAGCAAAAGCCUAAAGACAAAUGUGCAACUGUAACAUGAAGUAGCAUUAGCAAAUACCCCCCCCCCCCCAAUAAAAAUUGUGGGUCUUAAUUUUAAAGCACAUAAAGGCGUGGUGAUGGGUAAUGUGUUUAAAGGUAGAAGAUGGUCAACUGUUUUGAAAUCUGUGUCAAUGGGCAGCUUUUUAUCUUGCUCCAUACAUCUGAGCCCUGUCAUGAAAUACUUAGUCCUCAACACAUACACACACACACACACACACACACACACAUGCAUGCAGAAACAUGCUGGCACUCACAUUUGUCUUUCUAUACACAACCACACUGACUGUAUAACUCUCGCAGCUCGCACACACAUACAGACACACACACACACACAUACCAGCUGCCAGCCAGUUUCACUGUAUACUUUAUAAUGUAAACCUCCAACCAACAGCGGUCUGACACGGACACAUGCUGUGAAUAAAAGCACACUUUUACUUACAUGAUAUAAAUAUGAUUACCUAUAUCUAGAGAGAAAGAAUAUUAUAUACAGUAUAAUAAUUAGAAAAUAAA
Micropterus salmoides (largemouth bass) is the source of this 10451-nucleotide messenger RNA. RefSeq names its product calcium channel, voltage-dependent, gamma subunit 3b (gene cacng3b). Gene Ontology annotation, molecular function: channel regulator activity; voltage-gated calcium channel activity. Gene Ontology annotation, cellular component: AMPA glutamate receptor complex; postsynaptic density membrane. The record is from RefSeq and is a predicted model, not a curated record. The transcript has 5 exons. Gene Ontology annotation, biological process: neurotransmitter receptor transport, postsynaptic endosome to lysosome; regulation of AMPA receptor activity; positive regulation of synaptic transmission, glutamatergic. The coding region runs from base 1254 to 2207 and encodes 317 amino acids. NCBI's taxonomy places the organism in Eukaryota, Metazoa, Chordata, Actinopteri, Centrarchiformes, Centrarchidae.